AUGUCCUCUCCACAUCAUCGAUUGUUUGGACUCUCCUCCACAGAAAGUUCUUCGCGUGGCAGUGGAGGUGAAGACGAAAAGGCUCGUCAAUCCUACAUGCUCGAAGAAGCUGAUAAAAACACAAGUUACUAUCAAGCCAUCAUGAUGAGUCAAGAUUCUCAACAACAACAACAACAACAACAACAACAACAGAAAUCAGUCAAAUUCAAACCACCUCCACCACCUCCACCACCCCCAUCUGAGGAAUUGAAUGACACUACUACUGGUGGUGGUGGUGAUAUUAACAAUAGUACUAGCGGCAUUGGUACUAGUAGUACCAUGGGUAAUACUUCUAAUACUCUCAUGAUGAACAAAUCCUUUCUCGAUAGCAUUAAGAAUACAGCAGCACGGAGUCGACAAAGUUAUCAACCAUCUUCGAAAAGUAGACGUGAUGCAGAUGCUCAUCGAUUUUUAAAUCCUUUAUCUUCAUCACCCACUACUCUAUCUUCAUCUUUGAAUGAAAUGAUCCAUAUAUCUUCAUCAUAUAAUGACCCUCGAGUCUCUUCCUUCUCAGUGGUUGAUAAGGAAAUUCUUGAUUCCAUCCAUUGGGCCAAUAAUAAGAGUGGAUUGUAUCCAAAUGAAACGAUCAGUUCUAUAUGGAAUCAAGCCUUGACCAUUCAUUCAUCGUUGGAUCGUGACACUCUUUCCAAUUUUGCCUUCUCUCGUAUUUUAGGAACUUAUUUUGAUCAAUUUGGUUUAGAUUCACUCUUUGUCAUUCACUCGAAUAGUGAUAAGGAAAGAAUUUAUAACAAGAUUUAUGAUCAAUUAUAUUCAAGAGUAUAUACGGUCGUGACUGGAAGUAUGAACCAAUCAUCCAACUUGGAACUCUCUUAUUUGAAUGUUGUUUUACAGUAUAUCAAUGAUCGGAGAAGUAGAAUUCUCUAUAUUUUGAGAUCAUUUUCAGCUUGUCUAUUUUUGAAUUGUUUAUUAUUGGAUUUCAUUGAAUAUCUUCACAGUGUGGAGGAGACAUCCAUGAUGAAUCACAACACGUGUGAAGAUAUUCAAUCUCUAUGGGAAUUAAUGGAACAAUCAACCACUGCAACGACCAUGACAUUGGAGAAUGAAGACGACUCUUUUCAUUUGUCGACCAAUACCAUUCAUACCAAUACCAUUCAUACCACCCCUACUACUACUAUGGUGCAGAAUAAGAGUAAUAGCACUAGUAGUACGAGUGGUAGUAGUAGUAAUAGUAGUAAUAGUAGUAAUAGCACUAGUAGUACGAGUAGUGCCACACCUUCUUCUCAUCAAAAAGAUCAUCAUAAUAAUACUCUUGACAUGUCAACGACCACUACGAUCAGUGUAACCACAGCAGAACCUCAAACUGUCAACAAUCUCACAAGAAAUUCCGUGAGUAGCAAUGCAAGCACAGAUCAUUUCAUUGAUGAUAAAGAUGCAUUGGCAAUGGCUAUUUUCAGUGCUGGUAAAGAAGAUACACGAUUAUCGAUGAGUGUUCAAAGUUUAGAGGAAAUGAAUGAAGACAACAUGAUGAUGACGACGAAUGAAUCUUAUUCACAACAACAAUCACAACAAUCACAACAACCACAAUCAUCAUCAUCAUUAUUACUUCCACCAAAACCAACCAAAAAAUCACCUCCUCCACCUGUUCCUCAAAUUCAACAAAUUCAACAAAUUCAACAAACUCAACAAAUUCAAGAUAAUAACACUAGUCAUAAUGGAAUGGAGAUACCUCAAUACAAACCUCCAAAACCUCAAGUCAAAUCAUUCCAAACCUCGUCAAGUUCUGGUGUUCAUCAUGAACAAGGAGAUGUAGUAACUAGUCCUCCAUUACUGACACACUCCUCUUCUGGCAAGGAUCUAAAGAGUGGUUUAACAACUUUAACGAGUAAUAGUAAUGGAAGUAAUAACAAACAAACACCUCCUCGUGACAAACGGAUGGAUGAUAUCAUGAGAAUGCAAAAAUCAAAAUCAGUUUCAUUAGAUAUGGAUCGAUUUGGAGGAAUUGGAAGUACACCUCCUCAUGCUCUUGAUAAUGUAAUUGUUAAAAAGACAAAACGUGUUCAAAAUAGAGCUAAACCAUCUUCCAAUACCAAUGCAUUGAAGAAUGAAUUAGAAAAAGUGGAACGUGAUGCUGUUCAAGAAUCUAUUAAUAAUAUUGGUGAAGAGAAUAAGGAUGUGUCUGGAGUGAGUGGAAAUGUCAUGAUUACUUCACCUGGUAGAGGUGGUGGUAAUAGUAGCAAUAGUGGUAAUAGUGGUGGAGGCUUAUUCAAAAAGAAGGAUAUUUUAGGAUUCUUUUCAAGUAAGAAGAAUAAUUCAAAUACUACUACUACUACAAGUACUACUACGACCAACACUACAAGUACUACUACAAGUACUGCUUCAACGAGUGAGACUUCAACAAAACAAACAAAACCUCCAAUACCAACCUCAAAGCCUCAACAAGUACCUUCUCAACAACAACAACCCAACACAUCCACUACAUUCAAUCAAGAAGUAUCCAGCAAUAGUUCCAAUAGCAAACUUCAAAAUCCAUCCAUGAUUAUUCAACCCAUUUCCACGACACCCUCUUUGUAUGAGAGUUCAAGUGGUGGUGGUGGCGGUGGUGGUGGUUCUGGUAAUAAUAAUACUAUUAGCAGCAAUACUCCAACAACCACCAAUACUCCAAAGAAGAUAUUUGGUGCUGUACCCAUUGCUGGUAUGGUUGGAGCAGUGAGUUAUAUGGGUGGUGGUGGUAGUAGUGGUGGUGGAACUAUUCCUUCUUACCUUAAAAAGAAGAAUGAACAGUCGACUCCAUCUGAUUCUGAAACUUGUUCAACCACUGCAACGACCACUGCAACGACGACGACUGGUACUACUACUACUACCAAUCUGAGCAUGGAUUCUACAAAUACACCCAAUACACCUCCACCCACCUUUGUGAGAGGAACAGCACCACCCAUACCAUCUGCUAAAAAGAAAGAUUCACCUCCACCACCAGUACCAUCCUCCAAUACCACCACUGCUACACAAGUGGAUCCAACAACCAUAAGGAAAAAAGAUUCACCACCACCUCCUCCUCCUCCUAUUGAGGACAAUGAUGAGAUGAAUGAAAGUAGUAGUAGUAUUCAUCAUUCAAGAGAUGGAGCUGGAUCACCACCAACCAUUGCCACAACGAGUGGUAGCAGUACUGGAUUGGCUGCCAACAAGUCUCAACCUCCUCCACCUCCAGUGCCAUCUUCCUCUCAGAAACCUGUUGUGGUCAUGGACAAUGCAUCUACUUCUCCAAGUGGUGGUGGUAGUAGUAAUAGUAAUAGUGGUAUACUACUGAAAAAGAAAGAUUCACCUCCUCCUCCACCACCACCACCUCCUGAAGAAGAGGAAUCAAUGAUCAACACGAGUGUUACGAACCAUGCUGUUGGCACCAUGACGAAAAAGAAAGAUUCUCCACCACCACCACCUCCUCCUCCACCUGAAGAAGAUGAAGAAGAAUUGGAGAAUAACACGACUACUACUACUACUCAAAUCAAAUCACAACCACCUCAAUUACCACCAUCCAAUACAAAAUCUCCAGUGAUUGGUGGUGUCAAUAUUCUUGGUGGAGGUAGUGUGAAUCAAGUCGUGGAUUUCAGAUCAGCAUUGAAAAAGAAUAAUUCCUCUCCAACCACUACCAGUACUACAACGACUGCUACUGCAACUACCAAUACUCCUCCUGCAACAUCCUCUUCACCCUCCAUCAUAGAGAAACCUAAAAAGCCAGAACCACCCUCUGUACCUUCUUCCAAUGAUAACACGAGUGGUGGUGGUGGUAUCAAUCAAGUUGAUUUUAGAUCCAAUCUCAAGAAACGAGGAGAGAAUGCUGCUGCAACAAACACACCACCCUCAACGGUUCUUACCUCAAAUCAAGAAAAGACAAGUACUACCAGUCCAGUGGAUAAGCCUAAAAAGACUCCUCCACCACCACCUCAAGAAAAUGAAGAAGAAACUUCCAACACGACCAACACAACUGGUAGUAGUACUACUCCAAAACCAAUCAUUGGUGGUGUGAAUAUUCUUGGUGGAGGUAUUAAUCAAGUCGACUUUAGAUCAGCACUCAAGAAGAGAGAAAGUAUAGUGAUGAGUGGAAGUAUGUCUACUGCUACUACUACGACUACUUCUACUACUACAGCAUCCAUGAUGAACACGACAACCUCAGAAAAUACAUCCUCCUCUCCAAAUAAUAAUAAUAAUAGCACGACAAAUUCACCCAUGAUUGGUUUAAAGAAAACGACAAGUCAGCCACAACAAAAUUCAACCACUACAAGUACAGCUGUCCAAUCACAACAACAACAACAACAACAACCGAACAACACAUCAACAACAAGUACACCCUCCAACAAACAAGUAGAUUCUACAAGCAAUGAAAAUGGUGGUGUGAAUCAAGUCGAUUUUAGAUCCAUUCUCAAAAAGAGAAAAGAAUAG
Naegleria lovaniensis is the source of this 4434-nucleotide messenger RNA. RefSeq lists its product as uncharacterized. The record is from RefSeq and is a predicted model, not a curated record. The coding region runs from base 1 to 4434 and encodes 1477 amino acids. Lineage: Eukaryota; Heterolobosea; Eutetramitea; Acrasida; Naegleriidae. The transcript has a single exon.